AUGGACCUCUCCGCGAGAACAAUCGCUACUUACACUGCUAUAUCCAUUGCGACUCUCAUUCUCGGUCGUGUCGUCAUGGGUUUCUUCGGUAGCAACAAGUUCCCUGUUGAGGGCAAGACGGUUCUUAUUACCGGUGCUUCCGAAGGAUUGGGCCUCAGCGCAGCUACCCAACUCUCUGGCAAGGGUGCAAACGUCGUUCUUGUCUCUCGUAGCGAGAGCAAACUCGAAGCUGCUCUCUACACCGUCAAGGCCGCAGCUAAGAACCCCGAAACACAACGCUUCCAUUACAUCGCCGCCGAUGUCUCCAAGGAAUCCUAUGCCAAGCCUCUCCUCGACCAAGUCAUCGCCUGGAACAAUGGAAACGCUCCCGAUAUCGUCUGGACAUGCGCUGGACUGUCCUUCCCCGAAUUGUUUGUCGACAUGGAGAUGAAGUCAAUGCGAAACCAUAUGGACGUCAACUACUGGGGCACAGCUGAGAUGGCACACGCUAUCAUGCGCGAGUGGCUCGACGUCGCCAAGCCUGUUGAGAAGGAGCCCAAGCAUCUCAUCAUGACUGGAAGCAUUGCCGCUUCCUACUCUCCUCCCGGAUACACGCCGUACACCCCCUCCAAGUAUGCCAUGCGAGGUCUUGCAGAGUGCAUUCAGCAAGAAGUACUUCUUUACCCCCAAAACGUCAAAGUCCACCUACUCUUGCCCGGUACCAUUCUUUCGCCCGGCAACGUCCGCGAAAACGAAAUCAAACCUGAGAUCACGAAGAUCAUUGAAAAAGACGACCCUAAGCAAACACCUGAGGAGGUCGCUGCUUUGUCCAUCAGGGGUCUGGAGGCUGGACAGCAUAACAUCACUGUGAACUUCCUUGGUCAUCUGAUGAAGUGGGCGUCUUUCGGCGGCACGCCCAAGAACAGUUUUGUUGAUAUUCUUGGUGCUUUUCUUGCUACAUUUGUUUGGAUCUUUGCUCGACCUAUCUUGGAUUCACAAAUUAGGGGUCAUGGCAAGAAACAUGGUCACCCCAGCCUGUAUAAGAAGACCCGGGAUGCUUGA
Fusarium coffeatum is the source of this 1041-nucleotide messenger RNA. RefSeq lists its product as uncharacterized. Gene Ontology annotation, cellular component: endoplasmic reticulum membrane. Gene Ontology annotation, biological process: sphingolipid biosynthetic process. The transcript has 3 exons. The record is from RefSeq and is a predicted model, not a curated record. The coding region runs from base 1 to 1041 and encodes 346 amino acids. Gene Ontology annotation, molecular function: 3-dehydrosphinganine reductase activity. NCBI's taxonomy places the organism in Eukaryota, Fungi, Ascomycota, Sordariomycetes, Hypocreales, Nectriaceae.